Molecule: messenger RNA, 929 nt
Organism: Tripterygium wilfordii
Lineage: Eukaryota; Viridiplantae; Streptophyta; Magnoliopsida; Celastrales; Celastraceae
Product: ethylene-responsive transcription factor ERF109-like
Exons: 1
Coding region: 19-657 (212 amino acids)
Biological process (GO): ethylene-activated signaling pathway; regulation of DNA-templated transcription
Molecular function (GO): DNA-binding transcription factor activity; DNA binding
Source: RefSeq, a predicted model, not a curated record
UCAGACAAACAUCAAAUCAUGCAGAAGUCCAGUUUCAAGAGGCCCAAACUUUCCGUCGCUUCUCCGGCCAACCAUCACUCUUCUUCAGCGGCGCCGCAGACUUCAUCAACACAGCUACCGCGUCUCACUAACGAGCAAGAGAUCUCCGUCAUGGUCGCAGCUCUCACUAAUGUAAUCUCCGGCGAGAACUCAACGGCCUCUGACGGCUCGGAUAAUGCCCUCUUCUUUCCGCAAUACGCCACGAGCAACGUAAAUCCCCUUACGGUACUUCCACCUUCUGAUCUCGACAAAUGUCAAAUCUGCAGAAUCGACGGCUGCCUGGGCUGCAACUUUUUCCCGCCAAAUGAAGAAGAGAACAAUAAAUCGACUUCUCGAAAACGUCUGAAGAAGAACUACAGAGGAGUGAGGCAGAGGCCGUGGGGGAAAUGGGCCGCGGAAAUCAGGGACCCGAGGAGGGCUCAGCGGGUCUGGCUCGGGACAUUCAACACGGCGGAGGAGGCGGCUCGGGCCUACGAUCAGGCCGCAAUUGAUUUUCGAGGCCCAAGGGCGAAGCUCAAUUUUCCAUUCCCUGAUAGUACUGAACAGAGUCAACAACAACAGCAAGUACAAGAAAAUGCCACCAAUGACGAUAUUAAACAAGAAGAAAUGGAAUUCUGAGAAAAUUUGGAGAAGACGAAAUUCAACAGUGGAUGACAAUGACGGAUUUUGGCUGAUUCUCCAACUACUAGCUCAUAAUUAUUGAUCAAUAAAAAUAUAUAUUGCUGCUUAUCAAAAAAAAAAAUGAUUGAUCAAUAAAAUUCAUCAAAUUUUUUUGAAUCUUCACAUUGUUUGUGCAACUCUGCAUUUCUCAAUUACAAAGAUAUAUGUAAUUUUUUUCCCCUUGGCUUACACCUCGACAAGUGUAAGUUAGUUGGAAGUUGAUUAAAACA